CACCAUUCUUCUCAGAACCACACACACUCAGCCAAGAGAGCCAGCAGCAGGGAGUGUAGUGAGAGUAGAGUGAGCGAGAAUGGGUGGCAAAGCCGCUCUCCUGGUGGCCCUCCUGGCCGUGAGCCUGGUCCUCGAGGCCCAGGCGGGCAGCGGCUACGGCGGCGGGCACCCCCCUUCCCCGACGCCGGUCGCCCCACCCCCCAAGCACGAGAAGCCACCCAAGGGGCACAAGCCCCCUCACCACCACCACCACGCCAAGCCACCGGCCGCUUCCCACGCUCCGGCGCCACCCACCCACGGCCCCCCGACGCCUAAACCUAUCCCUCCCGCCCCUAAACCCACACCACCCACCUACGCCCCGAUCCCGAAGCCGCCGAAGCCAUCUCCCUCGCCUCCGGCCUACCACCCUACGCCCAAGCCUGCACCUCCCACGUACAAACCACCAACCCAGCCUAGGCCCUCACCGCCGGCGCACAAGCCUGCACCUCCCAUGUACAAAACACCAACCCAGCCUAAGCCCUCGCCGCCGGCGUACAAGCCAGCCCCCAAGGUCUCACCGCCGGCGUACAAGCCAGCCCCCAAGGUCUCACCACCGGCGUACAAGCCCGCCCCCAAGGUCUCACCGCCGGCGUACAAGCCAGCCCCCAAGGUCUCACCGCCGGCGUACAAGCCCGCCCCCAAGGUCUCACCUCCGGCGUACAAGCCUGUCCCCAAGCCCUCACCGCCGCCGUCGCCAACUCCGCCGGCGCCGAAGCCGACUCCACCGCCCUACAAGCCCCCGACGCCUACUCCUCCGGCGUACAAGCCUCCCACCCCGAGCCCCCCGCCUCCGCCGUACCACCACUAAGAAGAUCCACCACUGUCAAGCUGGGAGCCUAGGAUGCGGUCGAGAAGAGUUGUGCGAGCAGGCCAAGAAGAGCCACGUACGUACGGCGUCGUUGAUCCUCCUGCGGUGUGUGAGUUGCUGCCGAGCUACUAGGGCCGAUCUCUGAGGAGAUGGAAUAAUGCAGAUGGCUCCCAUUAGUUAUCUUACCAGCUUAUCAUUUGUGUUCGUCCAGUGUUAGCGUCUGUGUUGCUAGUGUCGCAAUGUUGCCAGUGUCACUGUAAAACCAUUAAUCACCACGGAAAUGGAAGUAAAAGGUGUUGUUUCCCGUUGCAUGUAA
Triticum aestivum (bread wheat) is the source of this 1163-nucleotide messenger RNA. RefSeq names its product extensin. The transcript is spliced from 2 exons. The record is from RefSeq and is a predicted model, not a curated record. Lineage: Eukaryota; Viridiplantae; Streptophyta; Magnoliopsida; Poales; Poaceae. Bases 80 to 847 code for a protein of 255 amino acids.